CAAUCAAACCAUUUUCUUUUAUUACAGAAAACGAAUCAAAUCAUCGAAAAUCUCUGCCUCUUUUCGCUUCUACAAUAAUGGGAGGAGGUAAAGCUUAUAAGAACAAGAGGAAAUCGUUGUAUCCUAGGAGGAUUUAUGCUCGGCCGAGGCGGAGAGUCGCUAAUCCUAUUACACCGGCGAUGACUGCUGCGCGCAGAAGGCGUGAAAAGGAUUUAUCUGUUGCCGAGAAGCAUGUCAAUCAUGGGUACCGAUUGAUAUACACAAGUCAUACCAAUAGGUUCAAAAUCAUAGCCGAUGAUGUCAGACGUCAGUUGGAGAAAAGAUGGAGAGGUCUUCUUGUCUUCAGGUGGAUAUUGAAGCCUGGGAGUAACAUUGCAUUUCAAGUCGAAGAGAGACCUUCGCUCAGUACCGCUUAUAGGUUGUAUAGAUCACACCAGGGGGACUGGGAGCUCAGUCAAAUGACUACAUCUAGGCACAGUAGAAGGAUCUACAAUGAUGACCUCUCAGAUGAAGUUGGCCUUCACGGAGGUAUUGUUGGUACCUGAACCAGAUGAAGUUUGGUCUCGUUUCUUGAAACAUCAUUCUUCUUCUUUUUUUUUGAUCUUGCAUCAGUAUACUACUUACAGUGGAACUAGCAUCUUUCGUUUCAAUUCUAGCCUGUAUUACCUUUGUCCAACUGUUGAUUGUAAUACCCUGCCUAGAUUUCAAGGGUAUUUUUCUCUUUUAUCAAAACGGUAUUGUCACUUCGUAUAAAGGCUAUUUUGAUAAUUCUGUUCUUCUUUGCAUUGGCUUA
Molecule: messenger RNA, 793 nt
Organism: Papaver somniferum (opium poppy)
Lineage: Eukaryota; Viridiplantae; Streptophyta; Magnoliopsida; Ranunculales; Papaveraceae
Exons: 4
Coding region: 78-545 (155 amino acids)
Molecular function (GO): phosphopentomutase activity
Source: RefSeq, a predicted model, not a curated record